AAUUAAAAUAUUCUGAUAUCCCAAUUUUUUUUACAGAGACCAAUAAUCAGCAUUCAUGGCAGUGGGUGCACCAUGUCCACACCUCCACAUAAUAGACAAAUCGUACAGUGCUCGCAUCAUUGCUGAGAAGAAAGAGGGCACAUGCGAGUGGUGCGGCGCGGGCGGGACGAGCCUGUGGCUGUGCCUGUACUCAGGCUGCAUGCGCAUCGGGUGUGGGGAGGCCCAUGCCGACCACUCUUCCUGGCACAACAACCAGUUCCCGUCUCACUGUAUCACCCUUAACCUCACCAACCACCGCGCCUGGUGCUACAUGUGCGAGAUGGAGGUAACAGCAUCAGUGAAAGCCAGCCUCAGCAUCCCCCCGGGUCAGCAACAGCACUUGGGGGGUCCCAUCAGCGCCCCCGGGGUCAGCUUGGCACAGCCUAUUACGCCAGGGGAAUCGAGCGCUGAGGAAGAGGAAGAAGAGGAUGAGGAGGAGGGGGAAGAUGUGAAGGCUAGAGGACUUGUUGGGCUGCGAAACCUUGGCCUGACAUGCUACAUGAAUGCAGCACUGCAAGCCCUAAGCAACUCUAUGCCCCUCGCACACUUCAUGAUUGAGUGCCCAGCCUUCCUGAGAACAGAUCGCAAGACACCUGGUCUUGCACGACCCUUUCAGAGGCUCAUGCUAGAGAUGUGGCACAGGAAGAGACCCAGCUUUGUCACACCAUCGGUUCUGUACCAUGGCUUCAAGCAG
This is a messenger RNA of Penaeus vannamei (Pacific white shrimp), 733 nucleotides long. Lineage: Eukaryota; Metazoa; Arthropoda; Malacostraca; Decapoda; Penaeidae. The record is from RefSeq and is a predicted model, not a curated record.